Messenger RNA from Megalops cyprinoides (Indo-Pacific tarpon), 2539 nucleotides. RefSeq lists its product as uncharacterized. The transcript is spliced from 3 exons. Bases 199 to 2145 code for a protein of 648 amino acids. The record is from RefSeq and is a predicted model, not a curated record. Gene Ontology annotation, biological process: regulation of transcription by RNA polymerase II. Gene Ontology annotation, molecular function: DNA-binding transcription factor activity, RNA polymerase II-specific; RNA polymerase II cis-regulatory region sequence-specific DNA binding. Lineage: Eukaryota; Metazoa; Chordata; Actinopteri; Elopiformes; Megalopidae.
AAAUGUGGGGGGGUGGGAGGAAGGGCAGACCAGCAAGUUUUAAAAGGAAAGCAAGACAUUUUUCUAAAAAUAAAAACGUAUAUUUGUUCGGGCCACGUCUCCCCUUCUCACUCUUUCCGUUUGCAAUUUCAUGUUCAUAUUCUUUCCGGAGGCAGCAUUUUUGUGGAAAUACUGAACUCCGCUACUGAAAUCGCACAUAUGUACUCAUUUCAAAUGGACAAAGACAGAUUCGCCGUUAGCCGUGGACCAUGCUCCUGGCUCGAAAUGCACCAGUUCAUUGGGGAUCUCAUGAGCUCCAGCUCCACCCAACCGGUUAAGGACACUGCCCAGCAGGAGGCACUCCGUACCGCCUGGGAGACUGCUGGACACGAGGCCCUGGGACUGAAAGUUGCGCCGGUGGCACCCCCCGCCCAAGCAAGGCAGCCUCCCAGCAAAAUGCCCCCAGGCUACUGCCUCCAGCCCCUGCCUGAGUCUGGAGAAAGGAGUGGAGAGGCGGGAAGUGGUGCUCAGCAACUGCAACAUCGUACAUGCAACUGUCCUGCCUGCCCCUUCUCCUCCUCCUCCGGCCCCACGUUCCAGACGCUCAGGCCCAGAGAGAACCCCUCUUCACAGACUCAUCCACCCCAGUCUGACCAAGCCCGCCAGUCCAAAGAGUCCAGCACCGGUCCCGUCAGCCUGGGCCUCUGUCUCGGACUGGGUCUGUCGCUGGAGGAGGAGACCAGCGACCCGAGCAUCCCCUGUAACACAGAACCUGAGCCGCCCCAGCAGCGGCAGAACCAGGACAGAGGGACCACUUCCCAGAACCCAAACCCUAACCAUAACCCCGCCCACCACAACCCCCCGCACAUGCCCACCUUCCCUUGCCUCUGCUGCCACCGUGGCUUCCAGACCUGCGCCCAGCUUAUCCGUCAUCAGCAAGGCCCGAACCCCCACUUCCCCCACUCUCACCCCCAUUACCACCACCACCACUGUCCCCUCACCUCCUGCCUGCACUGCCCCCAGCUGCCCCACCCCCCGCAGUCCCCGCCCCCGUUCCCCUGCCUCUCCUGCCAGCGCACCUUCCAGACCUGCGCCCAGCUCCUGAGGCACCAGCAGGGCCACGCCCAGCAGGAGGGCCUCUCCCAGCACCCCUGCAUGCACUGCUCCGCCUCCUUCCCCCGCCCUUCCCAGCUCCUCCAGCACCAGCGCUCCCAGCAUGCCUCCAAGGCCGGUGGUUUCCUGUGCACCGAGUGUGGCCGGGCCUUCAACUCCCACAGCAACCUGCGCAUCCACCUCAACGUGCACACCGGCGCCCGGCCGUACACCUGCACCGACUGCGGCAAAAGCUUCAGCCAGUCGGGGGCACUCAAGAUCCACCGUCGCAUCCACACUGGGGAGCGUCCAUACACCUGCACCUACUGCGGGCGGGGCUUUCCCCACCUGGCCGGAAUCCGGGCCCACCAGCGCACCCACACGGGCGAGAAGCCCUAUUGCUGCCCGCAGUGCGGCAAGUGCUUCACCCAGUCGGGGGCGCUCAAAAUCCACCUGCGCAUCCACACUGGCGAGCGGCCUUUCAUCUGCGGCCUCUGUGGCAAGGGCUUCUCCAACCGCUCCGGGAUCCGUUUCCACCACAGGACCGUGCACGGGGUCACCUCUGAGGCCGGCCUCAGCCUGGGUGCCGCCACCCACGCUGGCCUGAGUCUGCUAUCCUCGGCCAUUGCCGGGGUUAGCUCCAGUCCCAACGCCAGCCUCGGCCCCAUCGGAAGCCCCAGCAUCAGCCCCGUCGCCAGCCUCAGCCCCAACGCCAACACCUGUGACAGCCCCGUUAGCGAUCCUAACACCGACGUCCGCCCCAGCUCCAGCAUUGCCACUGUCUCCAGCUCGCUCUCCUCCCCCGGGUCCAGCUUCAGCCUGGAUCCCCAGCCCGCGGCCGGGAAGGACGCGCCGAGCAGGAGUGAGUCUGCCGAGAGGAAGAGGAAGGAGCUGCCGUACGCCUGCGAGGACUGCGGCCUGCGCUUCCGGGACGCCCCCUCCAGGAACAAGCACCAGGAACUGGAACACUACUGCAACCAGGAGGAGGAAGAGGAGGGGGAAGGAGAAGGGGGGGAGCCGGGUCUCGGAAAAGAUGGGGGAGCGGGAGAGACGGUGGAAAGCAUAAUGCAGUGAAGACUGGGGGGGUGGGGAACACAGGGAGGGCAGCGGAGGGAGGAUGAGGUAUGAAGGGAGAGGAGGAGACGUCGUGCCUAAGAACUACUAAACAACUCCACGACAGUGCCAUUUUUUUAGAUUUGACCUAAUUAUGAAUAUUUAUAAGAAGCACUUUAAAAGACGAGAUGCAACGAUACUUGGAUACUUUAAACGCAGAUGUAUUUGCUAGCUUUUUGAUAUGUGAAUUUCUUGAAUCGAAGUGAUCUGUUAGCAUUUUUGGCACUAACUUGACCACUUAAUCUGAUGCCUCCAGAUGCAAAUGUUGGCAAUUCUGUUCAUUUUCAUUUUUGACAAAGAAGCAGCUGUCCAGAAAGUUGGACUUGAAACAUUCAAGUGAAUGCGAACAUCCCGU